Molecule: messenger RNA, 7765 nt
Organism: Hypanus sabinus (Atlantic stingray)
Lineage: Eukaryota; Metazoa; Chordata; Chondrichthyes; Myliobatiformes; Dasyatidae
Product: coiled-coil domain-containing protein 158-like
Exons: 25
Coding region: 2562-6071 (1169 amino acids)
Source: RefSeq, a predicted model, not a curated record
CAUACCAGACAAUGAUGCAGCCAAUCAGAAAGCUCUCCACGGCAUAUCAGUAAAAGUUUCCGAGCGUGUUAGGUGACAAACCAAAUCUCCUCGAACUUCAAAUGAAAUAUAGUCGCUGUCUUGCCUUCUUUAGAGUUGCAUUGAUAUGUUGCGACUAUGGACAAAUGGACGAUGCUCAAAGUAAAAUUUAAACUGAUGGCGUACAUUGGAGGAAUCAGAAUCAGGUUUAUUAUCAACGGCAUGUGACGUUAAAUUUGUUAACUUAGCAGCAGCAGUUCAAUGCAAUUCAUAAUCUAGCAGAGAGAGAAAAAAUAAUAAUAAAUAAGAUAAACAUAAUAAUAAAUAAACAAGUAAAUCAAUUACAUAUAUUGAAUAGUUUAAAAACAUGUAAAAACAGAAAUACUGUAUGCUAAAAUAAAGUGAAGUAGUGUCCAAAGAUUCAUUGUCCAUUUAGCAAUACAAUGGCAGAGGGGAAGAAGCUGUUCCUGAAUCACUGAGUGUGUACCUUCAGGCUUCUGUACCUCUUACCUGAUGGUAACAGUGAGAAAAGGGCAUGUCCUGGGUGCUGGAGGUCCUUAAUAAUGGACGCUGCCUUUCUGAGACACUGCUUCCUAAAGUCGUCCUGGGUACUUUGUAGGCUAGUACCCAAGAUGGAGCCGACCAGAUUUACAACCUUCUGCAGCUUCUUUCAGUCCUGUGUAGUAGCCCCUCCAUACCAGACAGUGGUGCAGCCUGUCAGAAUGCUCUCCACGGUACAACUAUAGAAGUUUUUGAGUGUAUUUGUUGACAUGCCAAAUCUCUUCAAACUCCUAAUAAAGUAUAGCCCCUGUCUUGCCUUCUUUAUAUCUACAUCGAUAUGUUGGGACUGGUUUAGAUCCUCAGAGAUCUUGACACCCAGGAACUUGAAGCUGCUCACUCUCUCCACUUCUGAUCCCUCUAUGAGGAUUGGUAUGCGUUCCUUCGUCUUACCCUUCCUGAAGUCUACCAUCAGCUCUUUCAUCUUACUGACGUUGACUGCCAGGUUAUUGCUGCAGCAUCAUUCCACUAGUUGGGAUAUCUCACUCCUGUACACCUUGAAACCAGCUGAGAUUCUACCAACAAUGGUUGUAUCGUCAGCAAAUUUAUAGAUGACAUUUGAGCUAUGCCUAGCUAUACAGCCAUGGGUAUAUAGAGAGUAGAGCAGUGGGCUGAGCACACACCCCUGAGGUUCACCAGUGUUGAUCGUCAGCAAGGAGGAGAUAUUAUCACCAAUCCACAGAGAUUGUGGUCUUCUGGUUAGGAAGCUGAGGAUCCAAUUGCAGAGGGAGGUACAGAGGCCCAGGUUCCGCAACUUCUCAAACAGGAUUGUGGGAAUGAUGGUAUUAAAUGCUGAGCUACAGUCAAUGAACAGCUUCCUGACGUACUUGUUUGUGUUGUCCAGGUGGUCUAAAGUUGUGUGGAGAGCCACUGAGAUUGCAUCUGCCAUUGACCUAUUGUGGUGAUAGGCAAAUUGCAAUGGGUCCAGGUCCUCACUGAGGCAGGAGUUCAGUCUAGUCUUGACCAACCUCUCAAAGCAUUUCAUCACUGCUGAUGUGAGUGCUACCGGGUGAUGGACAUUAAGGCAGCUCACAUUAUUCUUCUUUGUCACUGGUAUAAUUAUUGCCUUCCAUCGGUAGCAGUGAGAAGUUGAAAAUGUCCUUGAAUAUUCCUGCUAGUUGGUUGGCACCGGACCUUCCGCCUUGUGAGGGUUCACUCUCUUUAAAGACAACCUAACAUCGGCUUCUAAGACCGAGAUCACAGGAUCAUCAGAUGCAGCACGGAUCUUCACAGCUGUAGUUGUGUUCUCCUUUCAAAGUGGACAUGGAAGGCGUUGAGUUCAUCUGGUAGUGGAGCUUCGCCGGCAUUCAUGCGAUUGGGUUUCGCAUUUUCUCACUAUUCCUUCUCCCAGAUGUUUAAAUUCUUGAACAGUAACUGAGAUUUUACAACAUUUACUGAAGGCCUGCCGCUGCCUCGCUGCUGAUGAUUCCAAAUAUCUCCUCAAAUCAUCCCUGAGCCAAAACAUUACCGCGCUUGAUCGUGCUGCGUGGUAAAUAGGCGGCGGGUCGGAUUGCGGCGAACUACAACCCCCAGCAGCGCUUGCGGCAAGCAGGCUCCAUGGGAAGGGCAAAGCGGAGCUCCGGUUUGAACGAGCGGACCGGGAAGCGUCGCAUUGUGAGCUCAUCGGCCGGACGCGGGGCAGCCGGCGAGGGUUGGCGUUGCAGGGCGCUGCUUUCCCCUCUGCGCGCUCCACGUCGCCCCAGGGAAUGCAUGGCGGCCGUACCCGCUGAAGGAAAGCCCUGGGCAGUAACCAAGGCGACAGGUGUUGGAAACCAACUGCCCCGCCACCCGCAAGUGCGAAACCGACGGAAAAGAAUCAAUGAACGAUGAUAUUUUUGUUUAAGAUUUGGGAUUUUUAAAAGAGUAACUUAAAAUAUUUAGCGUUUAUUUUUAUGUAAAUAUAUGUUUUUUAAGGAAACACAUCGUUGAUGUACGAAGCCUUUUUUUAAAAAAAAUAACGUCGAUCGAGUUUUAAUGCCUUUAAUAUGUCCACCGUUUUGGAACCUAAAGCCGAAAGACAGACGGCGACAGGCUGGAGCCGCGUGGAAGGUAAACCACUGACUACAACAUCGCUCUUCAAUGUUUCGGAAUCCAUCCGAUCUCGAGAGGGGGCUGCUGGUGGACAUUUAUCAUCUCCUGACUCUCAGUCUUGUCGGUCUAGUCUGCAUGCCUCAGAAUCUGGAAACAAAGCAUUAACAUCAUGUAAAUAUAACAAUAUUUCUACUACUGAACGAUCGAGCAAGAACUUGGAGGAAUUAAGGAAAGAACUAGAAAGACAUACAAAAGAAACAAAGAAACUUCAGGAAGAGUUAGAGUUUGCUACCAAGUUAACAAUGGACAAAUGUAGCCUGACGUUUAAUGAGGGUAGAAGUUGCAGUCUCGAUGAAAUCUCAACUAACCACAACGACAAGCUCAAAAUGAACCGAUCUUUUACUGCGGUCUUUCCAAAUGUACGAUCUCCUUAUCGGAGCUCGAUACUUCAGACUUCUAUCUCAAAAACACCUCGUUGCAGAUUUCCACAGACGACUAAAUAUGAUGUGGAUGUUGUUAUAUCCAGGAAGAGCAGUCCAUCCUCUGGUACACCAAUUGUUGAGAAGUCACUGGAGGACUGUGUAAAUGAGGGAGAUCAUGAGCAGUCAAAGGAUAAUAUUCAACAAUCUGUGAUAGAUCUACAAUCUAAAUUACAAGAAUUACAGUCAGAAAGAGAUAGCUUGAUGAAUCUCAAGUUAAAAGAAAGCCAAAACCAAGGAGUAUUGAUAUCCAAGCUGCAUAGCACAGUGCAAGAGUUAGAAACUGUUAACCGCAUGCGAGAUGAAACUGUUCAGGGUACUAAUACUCAAAUCGAGCAACUGAAGAAAAAGAUUGAAGAACAACUGGACUAUCUGAAAACUGAAUCACAGAGCAAAACUGAGCUAUUGCUUAAGCAGCAAGAAGAGCGAAUAGAGCAGCUGAAACAUGAACAUCAACAAGAAUUGUCAGUACUGACUGAAAAAGUAAACCGCUCUCGCAGCCUUGCCUCAAGUUUCCAAAACCAAGUGGAAGCCAUACAAGAACAAGCGAGGAAUCAAAGCAUAAUGUACUCACGGCAGCUUACAGACCUGGAGUCCACCGUCUGCCAUCUCCGAACUGAAUUACGGGAAGCCAGAAGGAUGUAUGAAGACAAGAUAGAGGACCUGCAAAAGAUUAUAGAAGAAUCUCAGUCUGAGGUUUGUAAAACCAGGAAAGAAAGGGAUGAGUUCAGGCAAGAGGUAGAAACCAUGAAUUGUCGAAUCCAACAAUUAAUGGCUGACAGUUGUAAGGUUGAAGAGGACCUCAAAGUGGCCAAAGAACAAAAUCAGAAGCUGUGGGAUCGGGGAACAAACAAUUGCAUUUCCAUUGAAAAUUUACAGAAUGAAAUCGAUUGCAAAACUCAGGACAUUCAACGGCUGGAUGGUGUGAUAAAGAGUCUUAAGGAACAGUGCCAGUAUUACAUACAGUAUCAGGCAUCUGCAGAUGAGCAAAGGAAUGAAGAUCAACAGAAAAUAUCAGCCUUAGUCAACCAAUACGAGACCUGCAGAGAGCAGCUUUGUAAAACUGGAGAGGAGCUUAAUAAGAAGAAACAGCAAAUUGACAAAACCGAAGCAGGUUUCUGUCAAUUGAAAGAGUCUUUAAAGGAAAGGGAAAGAUGUCUGGAAAAUGCGGCAAUGGAAAACAAUAAAUUGCAACUUGAAAUUGAAGAUAAGAACCAGAAAAUCCAAAGAAUGAAAAUAGCAGAGGAGAGCAUUUGUGAUCAGUUUGAAGAAGCUGUGAGAUGCAUAAAGGAAAUGCAGAAUGAGAAUGAUUCACUGAAACAGGAGCUGAGUGAAAAAGGCAAGAUGCUAACUGUUCUGCGACAAGAAAUGGAAAACAUUGCUGAAAUGACAUCGCAGCAGAGUUCUGCAUCUGAGGCACUGCAAGCUGAAAGAAAGCAACUCCAGAAGGAAGUUGAUUGCCAGAAACAGAAGAUGCAAGAGUUAAAGACUGAAUUGGAACACAAAGAUGCACAAAUGCAAGAGCUCCAGGCAUAUCUCAGUGAAUUGGAACGGGAAAAAAUUAAGCUGGUAAAUUCUGCAACUGAACAUAUAUCUGAGCUGGGAGAAUUGUUACAGGAAAAGGAGGAACUUGCAACUGAACUGAGAGGUGUCCAGACACAAAUGGGUGAUCUGAAAGAAGAGUAUGAUAACUUGCAGAGAAGCUACGCUUGUAAAACCAAAGAAUAUGAAUGGUCUACAAACAAACUUAAAGCUCAGCUAAAAUCGGUUCAAGAUGAUCUGGAUCAAAGCAGAGAAGCAUUGAAAGUUCUUGAAGGAGCUGACACCCAUGCAAUGAAAAUUGCCAUGGGAAUGCAAAAGCAAAUCACAGCCAAGCGUGGACAGAUUGAUAAAUUACAGAGCAAAGUUCAGUUCCUGGAAGAAACUUUAGAGAACUCUGAAAGGGAGAAAUGCUACCUGAAAGAAGAGAAAGUACGACUGACUAAGGAACUUGCUUGCAUUACAUCAGAAAGAAAUAAAAUUGUUGGAGAACUCGACACCACAAAGUCUCAAGAAAAAUGCUUGAGGGAAAAGCUGAUGAGAACGGAGUCAUCAUUAGAAAAGGCCUGCCUUCAGUUGUCUGACUGUCAAUCGCUUAUUCAGCGUCAGGAGCAGGACUUCAUGUGUUUAAAGCUGCAACAUGCACUGGAAGUAAAGGAGCUCCAAGGUCCAAAUUUUACUACCUGUACAUAUUCAAGCGCUCGAGUCUGUUCUCCUUCAGUUCGUGUUAAUCAGUCAUCUAACCAGCCUUCGUCACAAUACUUACCCACUGCAGUUUCCAACACCUGUGGUCUUCGAGAGAAUUUGAACUCUGACUUGAACAAUGUUCAAAUGGACCAUAAGAAUACAGUCUGUGAGGGGUGCAACAAAUCAAGCCACAUAAACUGCAAUGAAUGUGAGGAAGAACAAACAUCAAGGAAUAUGCCUGCUGCUGAUGACGUGAAUACAGAUGACCGUAAAGAACAAAGAACCCAAGACAGUCUCUUUAGGAACCCACUAAUCUAUUCUUCAGAAGUGAAAGAACCUUUCAAUAUUGACAAUUUAACUUGCAGUGCUGACCACUCAUUGCAGACAGGUGGUCCAUGUUACACCUCCUCCAAGUGGGAGACACCACCAGAGAGAUCGCCAGUAUCUUCCUUGCUGACUGGCUCUGUACCUCAGUGUGAGAAUGUAAGAGAAAACUCACCCUUUUGCGAGUUGUGUGAUUCAGGAACCAGCUAUGUCCCAAAGCAAUGUGCGGAAAAUGAUCCUCACUUCCAAGACAACAGUGGUGAACAAUCAGAUGCUGCAGAACAGGGCUGCAAAAACCUGCAAAACAAACUGGAUGAUCUGCAAAACCUGGUGGAAGAUCUUCAUCUGAAGAAUCAUGAAAUAUCCUCCAUGAUCAGAGACCAAGAGAAGAGGAUAAAGAGAGUAAAGGACAAAGAAAAAAUCCUAAAGAAGUGACAUCCAGUUUCUGCAUUUUAUUGCUUACGAUGUAUGGCUUUUGACAAGGUGCAGUACAAAAAUAAAAUCUGCUGCUAUUUAAGGUCUUGUGAAAUAAGGUCUGUCUGUGCAGUUGAAAAUAGUUGAUGAUCAGCAUGAGAGAACUGUGGCUACUGUAGAUCCAAAGUCAUUGAAAUACCAAUGUUUUGUGUUAAAUGCCAUAACUGUUUCUUGCUCAGUUUGUUGUGCAUGGGAUAAACAGCAAAGGGUCCUACUGGGGUAACAUGAGGGAGCGGGAUAGAUCAGAAUGAUAAAUGAUAUCUACUUUAAUUCACUGGAAGUGCUCCUGUAUUUUCUACACACUCCACUGUGUAAGGUUACUGAAUCAUCUGUACAAAUUCAAGACAAUGCAACAAAAUGUUCACUUGUGUUGACCAGCUGAAGCGUAUUGUGAAGUAAUUAACAAAGGUUCUCACUAAUCCACCCCACCCCACCCCACACAAAGAACUAUGAUGUUGAGUUAAUGGUUGUCACAUACACUGAUGUACAGUAAAGAACAUUGUUUGCAUACCUUUUGAGAUCAUAAAUAUCUUUGUGCUUAAACCCUUGACAGCUAUUUUUUUUAAAAAUGUUAAUUUUAUAUGUCCCGAUGAAAUGAUAUAUUUAUAUUCUCAACAUUUUCUCUUUUGGCUCUUCCCACUUCCUUCAGACCAAAAGUGUACCGUGGCUACUCGCAUGGGCCAUGCUGUGCCUUCCUUUUUGAUGGCUACAUGGAGCAGUCCAUGUUCCAAGCCUACACUGUAAUGCUCCCCAACUCUUACUAACUACAUUGACAACUUUCUUCAUUAUAUUAUAUGCUUUUUACUAAUGACUGUGAGGCUAAGUUCAGCACUAAUGCUAUAUUCAAGUUUGCUGACGAUACUCACUUUUGUUGGCUGAGUCAAAGGUGGUUACAAAUCGGCAUAUAGGAGGGAGAUUGAAAAUGUGGUUGAGUGGCGCCACAACAAACUCUCACUCAACGUUAGCAAAACCAAAAAGCUGAUUAUUGACUACAGUAGGAAGAAAUCAGAGGUCCAUGACCCAAUGCUCAUCAGGGGAUUGGAGGUGGAUAGAAUUAGGAACUUAAAAUGCCUCGAUGUUAUCAUAUCAGGGGUUCUGUCCUGGCAAUGGAAACAACAGUGCCCAAGAACAAAAAAACUACAGAAGUGGUGGAUAUAGCCCAGUUUAUCACAGGAAGAGCCCUCUGUCAUCAAGCACAUCAACAAAGAGCACUGCCAGAAGAAAGCAGCAUCCAAGGAUCCCGGCCAUCCAGGCCAUGCUGGCUUUUCACUGCUACCAUCAGUAAGGAGGUACAGGAGCCUUGGGUCCCAUAUCACCAGGUUCAGGAAUAGUUUGUUAACCCUCAGCCAUCAGGCUCGUGAAUCAGUGUGGACAUCUUCACUCAACACAACACUGAACUGACUAUUGAACACAAACUUCAGAUUCACUUUCAAGAACUCUAUAACUCAUGGUCUUGGUUUUAUUUAUGUAUGUAUGUAUUUAUUUAUUGUUUCUCUUUGUGUUUGCACAAUUUAUCAGUCUUUAUGUGUAGUGUGUAGUUUUUCAUUGAUUCUAUUGUACUUUGUUCUGCUGUGAAUGCUUGCAAGAAAAUGAAUUCCAAAGUAAUAUUUGCUGACAUAUAUGUACUUUGAUAAUAAAAUUUACUUUUAAUUUUG